Adineta ricciae is the source of this 14331-nucleotide messenger RNA. NCBI's taxonomy places the organism in Eukaryota, Metazoa, Rotifera, Eurotatoria, Adinetida, Adinetidae. The record is from the annotation of a GenBank genome assembly.
AUGAGUUUUUUAUUUCCCCAUUGUGUCGAUCCUCAUCAAGGUCGAAUGUACAUUCAAAUCGUUUUGCUUCUAUUAUCUCCAAUCUCAUUUGCUUAUCAUCCAAAUCCAACGCCAUGGUUUUGUACAGAUCCGACUGCUUUGGACUCAACCGUUGAAAUCUCACAAAAACUACCGUCAUGUCUGCCAGGAUAUGUCAUUGACAUCGAAGAUGUCGUCUAUGAAUCGACUAUUGAUGGAAAAUGUUCCGGCAAAAGUUUAUGUAGUAUACAUAAUAAAAAUACUCUCCUAUUUGCAUGUAAUCAGAAACAAGUAUGUAGUGUAGAAAUACGACAUUUUCGUUUUCAUAUUAAUUCGACAUGCGGUUCAACCGUACGAUUUUUUACUAAAUACCGUUGUUUACCUGUCAUACAUGAACAAAAAGACUUUCUCUGUGAAUCAUCUCUUCGACGACCGAAUGCCAUUGAUAUUAAACUAUCCUGUCAAAGAUUUUACCGUUUACACAUUACAUUGGCAUUGGUUGGCAUUAGUAUUAAACAACAAGCCGAUGAAAAUCAACAACGUUUCAAAUGUAACAAAGAUACGUAUUGGCUCUGUAAUCAUUAUGUACCUGACGCUUAUCGAAGUGUAUGCAGCAGCCAAUUGAAUCGUGGCAUUGGAGAUUUUUGUGAAAUCAAAUCCUACGAUCGACCGAGAUUAAAAGGAUGUCAAUACGGAGAAAUGUCGAAUUUUUCAUUAGUCGAAUAUUCAUGUAUACCAGGCGAAGGUAUCACAGAAGAUCUUCCUCGAAUUGACAUUUGUUCAGAUGGUUCAUUCGAACGAAUAACAGUUAAUCAUGGUCUUCUUCAUUCUCCUAAUUAUCCUCAUUCAAUAGGAAAAUAUUUAUCAUGUAAAAAACAAAUACAUAUUACACGCGAAUCGCGUCUUCGCUUAUUUAUGCUUGAGAAAUCGAUCGAAUAUUAUCAUGAAUUAAACAUUCGUCUACUAAACAAUGAACCAAACAUUCAACGUACAUUAGCAAAAAAUGAAUUACUCGAUACAAAUAUCACUAGUCAGCAGAAAAAUGAAAUUCUUGAAAUUGAAUUGAAAACAAACCAUGUUGGUGGUGGCAAUUUUUUACUUUAUUUUCAAGUCGAUUCUCGCAUCUCCGAAUAUGCCCCGUUGAUUCUUGAAGCUGAUAGAAAAACAAAUGAUCAGGGUCGCCGACAAAACCUAUCGGUGAAACGCGAAUGGGGAAUUGUUAUUGGAGGUUUAAUCGGCCUUGUUUCUGUUGUUGCACUCAUUGUCAUCGUUCUGACCAUUGUUCGAGUAUCAAAACGUCGCCGUGCUGCAUCGAUGAAAUAUUUGAAAAGUGAUGAUGAUCAUCGUCAACAUUUGAAUGCCUCCUCGACUGAUUAUCAUCAUCCGCAGAAACCUAUUCAAAUUGAACAUCCGCAUUUAUUAUCAUCAUCGACGAUAAUUCCAUCAUUACCCAGCAAUCAUCGAGUGAAUACUUCAUCAGGAAUCCAUGAUGGUGUAUCCGAUCGCGAAUCUCUCAUCAAACAACUAGGACAUUCGCAUCCGACAAAUCUAGGAACUAAUCCUUAUCUCGAAGCGAAAUCUUUCGACGAUCGACGAAAGCUUUUCGAAGAGCACAGAUUAUCACAACCAAUUCGAGAUCAUAACGAGCAAGCUGAACAAUUACAGACGAAUACCAAACGUGCUGAUAAUAAUUUAUCGUUUUUGAUCGCUUUGAAAGAUCCAUGUCACGAAUUAGCUGAUGCUAAACCAAGUGAAAUACCGAGACUUCUACCGAAAAUUGUUUCGUUGAUUCGAGUCAUUUGGGUCAACUCAGAAUUUUAUAAUCGACCAGAAAUUCUAACAGCACUCUUUCGCAAACUCAGUAAUGAAGUCAUUCGGCGAUGCACGGUCGCUAUUGAUCUCAAUAAAAUUUUCGAAGGACAAACCACAUCGAGUCAAAAGGUAUUGAACGAAUGUAUCGAAUGCUGUCAACAAUGGCAAGAAAUCUAUAGUAAUGCUCAACAUCUUCAUGAGAAAUUUUCUGUGAAACCAUGGCGUCUUGAUAAGACAACAAUAUUUGCACAGAUCGAAGCGUUCAUCCAACGUUGCCGAGAUUUACUUAAUCUCUGCGAAUGUCAAAUGCAUUUUGCACGUUGGGAAGAUGGUACUCGAACGGAACUGCCCAUCUUCGGUGGCCAACGUGGUCCAAUCAUCAAUCGAAUGUUAACAGAUAUCGAAGUGGCAUUCGAUAGAAACUUACAAGAACUGAGAAAAUCGCAGUCGAUUAUUCUAAAUGUUAAAGCAACGACUUGGCAUGACGUUUACAAUCGUUUUCGGGCCCAAAUGAAAGAUCUUGAAGUGAAAAUGACCAAUGUCAUUACAUACGCAUUCGAUGCAGUGAAAACAGUGGAACAAGGUGUGGAAGUUCUCGAUGUUUUCACUCAUUUGAGUACGAGAGAAGAUAUUCGUCGUGCAGUGGAUAAGAAGACUGUUGAAUUAUACAAUAUAUUCAAAUAUGUUCUUCAAACGAUUCAAACAAUCAUUUCAACUUCGUCGAUUCCUCAGUCACUCGAACGAUUUCAUCCUCAAUAUGCCGGUAGUGCUUUCUGGGCACGUACGUUAAAACGACGAAUUGAACGCAUGAUGUCAUUUUUAAACAUGGCACAUUUUCUUCCAACCGUUGGCAUUUCAACUGACAUUCGUCAACAGUAUGAACAUGUGAAACAAGCAUUGGAUGAUUUCAUUCAACGACAAUACAAAGAAUGGUCAUACCAUAUCGAGAAUGAACCGUCGAAACGGCUCGAAUGUCCGCUGAUCAAACGUAUUAACGAUCAAGGUUAUUUACAAGCGAAUUUCGAUGCAUCACUAGUGAAACUGUUACAAGAAAUCAAGUUUUGGGAACGUCUUGGCUUUGAAAUUCCAUCGUAUGCAAGUGAAAUUCUCACGCGAAAGAACGAAUUGCGUACUGCACGUGAAAAUGUAAUGUUAAUCGUCCGCGACUAUAAUCGUAUUCUGGACAAACUCGAUUCGCACGAACGUGUCCUCUUCAAAGAACGUAUUAAACAAUUAGAUAAGAAAUUAGCACCUGGUUUGAAUAAAAUCACAUGGCUGAAACCGACGCAUGACUAUACGGUUGAUUGUCGUAUAAGUGCAUCGGAAUUGAAUCAACAUGUCGAUAAAUAUAAGGAAUCUUAUCGGGAUUGUAUUAAAUUGUGUAAGAAGAUAAGUGAAACACUUUUGGUUAAAAUCGAUUCGCGGAAAAUCUUCGAAAACUUAGAAUUUGAAGAAUAUCAGAGAGAAUUUCGAAAAGCGCAAAGUGAAAAAAUUCAAGAAUAUUUCAAUGCCAUUCUCCGCAAAAUCGAUGAAACACACAAAUUAUUCGAAAAUGAUCCACCCGAUGUUCAACACGAAUGGAAUCGUAUUGUUGUUGAAUUAGACAAAUGGCUCGAGCGAGCUAUUCGAUAUAAUUUCAAAACAUCUCUGCAAGAACUAUCCAAAGCAAUCAUUGGUGACGGCAAAUCGGCGCCCGGGCCACUAUUCAAAAUCGAAAUCAUUCUCGAACCAAAAGUUGUGGGCGACACAACACUAUCACGAAUCAAUUUCAAACCAGAUAUUGCUACUUUGAAAGGUAUCGUAAAUAAUAUUGGUGAACAUGAACUCGCCAAUGCGAUUACUUUUAUUCACCGAUUCAAAGCAAGAACGCAUGAAGAACCUCUUCAUUUAUUACUGAACAAAGAUGAACCUAAACAAUAUCUUCAGAAACAAAUCGCUACUGGCCUCGAUGCCAAUGAAAAACAUCUCGAUGAAUAUCAAUCAACUUGGAAUGGUGUUCGAGAAUUAUGGGAUAUCGACAAAGAACGCUUCAUUAUUCGUUAUGAAGAAAGUGCUCCGGAUGCAUCAAUAUUUGAUGCGGAUAUCAAUCGUUACACUGAAGUAGCAAAUAAUGUUCAAUCACGAGAUACACUAACAACUGUUCAAUUCGUACUUGUUGAUUGUACACCACUGAAAAAUGCUUUACUUGUGCAUUGUCUGCAAUGGCAAGCGAAAUUGACUGCACUUCUAUUGAAAUUAGCAACGAAUAGUUUACAACAACUGACAAAUUAUAUCGAGGAAAAUAGUGCGAGUGUGAUGGUCGUACCGGAAAAUCACUAUGGAUUAGAAGCAAAACAGAAAUUAUUGGAGACUUUACAACAAGAAGUACCAGUCUACGAAGCGAAAUUUGGACCAUUACGUGAACGAUUUGCUUUACUUGAUAAGCAUGAAAAACCUGUACCCGAUAGUAUUCGUCAAAUGCUCGCCCAACUAGACGAACGUUGGCAAUUCUAUCUUCAAUGCUUACUAGACAGCGAAGAGAUGUUGAAGAAGCUUCGCGAGAAAUUCAAAUCGAAAUUAUUACAGCAAUCCGAAGAAUUCAAAAAGAGCGUUACGGAACUUGUUACAGAAUUCAAAUCAAACGGUCCAUUCUCAUCAUCGACAACACCAGAAGAGGCUCUUAGUCAAUUAGAUGCAAUGAAACAACGAUUAGCGAAGUUGAAAGAAGAAGAACAAGAACUUCGCCGUGGCUUAGGGAUCUUUCGCAUUGAUCAUCCACUAUCGAAAGAUAUCAUCAACCUCGAAAAAGAUAUCGAAGCAUUAGAAGGCAUCUGGACCAUGGCACUUGAAUGGAAUCAAAUGUUUGAUAAAUGGAAAUCAACAACAUUCGGUAACCUUCAAACACAAGUCAUGGAAGAUUAUGCUCAAUCACAAUAUCGAAAACUACACAAACUAUCGAAAGAUUACCGUGAGAAGAAUUGGGAAAUCAUCGAUACAACAAAGAAUCGUGUUGAUCAAUUUCGACGAACAAUGCCAUUGAUGAAAGAUUUGCAUAAUAAAGAUAUGCGAGAUCGUCAUUGGCAACAGAUUAAAGAAGAAUCACAAAAAGAAUUUGAUGAAACAUCCGAAGAGUUCACAUUGGAAAGUAUCAUCGAUUUACAUUUCGAAGAAAAUGCGCAAUUGAUCAAUGAAGUUAGUGAAGCAGCACAGAAAGAGGCAGCCAUCGAACGGGGUAUCGAGAAAAUUCGAGACCAAUGGGAUAAAGUCGAAUUUGAAGUCGUACCAUACAAAGAUAAAGGUCAUUUUAAGAUCAAAUCGACCGAAGAAAUCUUCAAAGCUAUUGAAGAACAUCAAAUGUCUCUAUCGACAUUUAAAGCAUCACGUUUCAUCAAACCAUUCGCUAAAGUGGUUGAUAAAUGGGAACGUGAUAUUUCUCAUGUAAAUGAAGUAACUGAUUUAUGGUUGAAUGUUCAACGACAAUGGCUAUAUCUCGAAAAUAUUUUCUACGGUGAAGAUAUUCGUCGUCAAUUAGCAAAAGAAACUGCCCUAUUCGAUGAAGUGAAUGAAAAAUGGAAAGUUGUUAUGACAACAUUGAAUCUAGAACCAAACGCGUUUCAUGGUACGCAUUUAGCAGGUGUAGAAGAAGAACUAAAAUAUAUGAAUACGAACUUGGAAGAAAUCCAAAAAUCUCUUGAAAUGUACUUGGAAAAUAAACGUCGACAAUUUCCACGAUUCUACUUCAUUUCUAAUGAUGAUCUGCUAGAGAUCUUAGGUAAUUCGAAAGAACCACUAAAAGUUAUGCCACAUAUGAAGAAAUUGUUCGAUAACAUCAAAACAUUAACUCUUUCGAAACCGUCUAAAGAUGGACCACAAGUAGCAAUAGAAAUGAAGUCAAACGAAGACGAAAUUGUUCCAUUCGAUGGUCAAGUUACCCUGGACGGACAAGUCGAGAAAUGGUUACGCGAUGUCGAAAAUAAGAUGAAAGAAGUUGUCAAACGCAAAGUGCUCGCAUGUCGACACGAUCUAGCAAAUUGUGGUACAAAACGUGAGAAAUGGUUGAAAUCUCAUCCUGGCCAAGCAUGUAUCACUGCAAGUCAAAUUCAAUGGACAGAGGAAGUCGAGAAAUCCUUACGUGACAAUCCAUUAAAACUACGUAGUGAUCGUAAAAAACAACAUCUUGUAUUGAAAAAUUUUACUGAUAUGAUCAAGAAAAAUUUGACUCGACUUGAACGUGUUAAACUUGUGUCAUUGGUUACAAUCGAAAUUCAUGCACGUGAUGUCAUUAAUGAUUUGAUUAAAAGUCAAAUAAAGAGUGCACAAGCAUUUGAAUGGGCACAACAAUUACGAUUUUAUAUUCGAAGAGACGAAGUUAUCAUUGAACAAGCGAUUGGAAGAUUUUGGUAUGGCUGUGAAUACUUAGGAAAUUCAGGAAGAUUGGUUAUUACACCAUUGACAGACAGAUGUUACAUGACGUUGACAAUAGCUCUGUCGUUGUGCCGAGGUGGUUCACCCAAAGGACCUGCUGGUACUGGUAAAACUGAAACAGUCAAAGAUUUAGGUAAAGCAAUGGCAUUCUAUGUCAUCGUUACGAACUGCUCAGACGCGAUUGAUUAUAAAUCGAUGGGUCGUAUGUUUAUGGGUUAUUGUCAAACAGGUGCAUGGGGUUGUUUCGAUGAAUUCAAUCGAAUUAAUAUUGAAGUAUUGUCCGUCGUCGCUCAACAGAUUACGUCGAUUUUAAAUGCAAUGAAGAUACUACAAGAUGAAAUUAAGAAUAGCAUGCGUGCUAAAAUAAACAUGUCGGAAGAUGAUGCAUUCGCUACGGUUGACAAACGUUUAUUAUCGAGAAAGUUUACAUUUCAAGGACAAGAUAUCGAUCUUGUUUGGUCAUGUGGAUUGUUCAUUACAAUGAAUCCUGGUUAUGCUGGUCGUACGGAACUGCCCGAUAACUUAAAAUCGAUGUUCCGUCCAAUUUCAAUGUGUGUUCCAGACAGCAACUACAUUGCUGAAAUUAUCCUUUUCGGCGAAGGUUUUUCAGAUACACGUCUACUCGCUACAAAAGUCUACACACUCUAUCAACUUUGUGCUCAACAAUUGUCUAAACAAGAUUUCUAUGAUUUCGGUCUUCGUUCUAUGGCUGCCGUACUUCGUUAUGCUGGUCGAAAGAAACGUGAUUCGCCGAGUUUGAAAGACGAUCAAGUGGUUAUUCUAGCUAUGAAAGAUAUGAAUGUCGCUAAAAUGACUGAAGCUGAUCUACCCUUAUUCAAUGGCAUCGUAUCCGAUCUAUUUCCCGAUAUCGAAACGCCUAUUAUCGAUUAUUCGAAAUUCAAAGCAGCUAUCGAUGCUGAUCUCAAAGCUAACAAAUUAGAAAGCACUCAUCAUACAGUAUCGAAAGUCAUUCAAUUAUUCGAAACGAAAAAUUCUCGACAUUCAGUUGUCUUAGUUGGUUGUACACAGUCAGGUAAAACAGCGAUAUGGCAGACAUUGAAAGGUGCAAUGACAAGAAUGGCGCAAGAUGGCGCAACUGAUUCGUUAUUUCAACGUGUACAAGAAUAUCCGAUCAAUGCGAAAGCAAUUUCAAUCAAUGAACUUUACGGAGCAUCGGAUCUAUCGACUGGAGAAUGGUGCGAUGGUAUUCUUUCGAACAAUAUGCGUACAGCUUGUUCAGAUACUAAGCCUGAUCAGAAAUGGAUACUUUUUGACUGUCCGAUCGAUGCUGUUUGGAUUGAAUCGAUGAACUCUGUCAUGGACGAUAACAAAAUUUUGACAUUGACCAAUGGUGAACGUAUUGCUAUGCCCGAACAAGUGACACUUCUGUUCGAAACUGGUGAUAUGGCUGUUGCAUCGCCUGCUACCGUUUCUCGCUGUGGUAUCGUCUUUUGCGAUUAUAACAAUCUCUCAUGGCGACCAUAUAUCAACUGUUGGAUCAGUCAGAAGCCCAAAGAGUUUCAUGAACCACUAACAUAUUUAACUGAUAAAUACUUGAAACCUAUCAUUCAAUUUAAACAACAGAACUGCAAAGAAUUGGUACCAAUUGCCGAACUAAAUGGUGUGCGUUCUUUUAGUUAUCUAUUUGAUUCACUUGCAACCAAGGAGAAUGAUGUUGAUCCAGCUCAAGAGGAUAACUUCAGUCGUCUGACAGAAUUAUUCUUCUUAUUCUCAACAAUCUGGUCGGUUUGUGCAUCCGUCGACGAAGAAAGUCGAAAGAAAAUCGAUACUUUCAUUCGAGAAUUGGAAGGUACGAUCCCAAAUAAAGACACUGUCUUUGAAUACUACGUCGACAAUAAACAACGUGCAUGGAUCGGUUGGGAAGAAAAACUACGUUCCGGAUGGAAAUUGGAUACUGAAGUUCCAUUCUACAAAAUCAUCGUACCGACAGUCGAUACAGUCCGUUACAAAUACAUAGUCUCAUCGUUGAUCAGAAAAGGCUUUUCAUCUCUAUUAACUGGACCUGUCGGUACCGGUAAAACAUCGGUCGCGCAUGCUGUAAUGUCUGAAUUGGAUGCACGAGAAUAUUCCACGUUGAUUAUCAACAUGAGUGCUCAAACAUCAUCAAAUGUAGUUCAAGAAAUUAUUGAAGGCCGAGUCGAAAAACGUGUCAAAGGUGUCUAUGUUCCUAUUGGUGGAAAGAAAUUACUGAAUUUCAUGGACGACUUCAAUAUGCCUGCGAAAGAUGAAUAUGGUUCUCAACCACCAUUGGAACUAUUAAGAUUAUGGCUGGACUUUGGAUUUUGGUAUGAUCGAAAGAAUCAAACAAAGAAAUACGUUAAAGAUAUGUUCGUAUUAGCUGGUAUGGGCCCACCAGGUGGUGGUCGAACAGUCAUCAGUCCACGAUUACAAAGUCGAUUUAAUCUAAUCAAUAUGACAUUCCCAUCGGAAAAUGAAAUUCGUCGAAUCUUCGGUACAAUGAUUUCGCAGCGUUUACAAGAUUACGACGAUGAAUUUAAAAAUUUACCUGAUCAAUUAACAACCGCAACAAUUGAAAUGUACGAAACAAUUGUAGAAAAGUUCUUACCAACACCAACGAAAAUCUACUAUCUGUUCAAUUUACGAGAUAUUUCCAAAGUUUUUCAAGGUUUACUACGUGCUGAAAAGAAAAUGAUCACAUCGAAACAGACAAUGAUUCGAUUAUGGAUUCAUGAAUGUUUCCGUGUGUUCGCUGAUCGGCUGAACGACGAUAAAGAUCGGGAGCAAUUCUAUGCUAUUCUAUCUGAAAAGUUAGGUGUUAAUAUGGAUGUGACGUUCCACGCGAUUUGUCAAAAUCGCCUUCCUCCAACUUUCGGCGAUUUCUGUAACAAAGAUGAAAUGUAUGAAGAUUUGGUUGAUUUCGAUAAAUUAAAAGCACAUAUGGAAAAAGUUCUCAAAGAAUACAAUGAAACACCGGGUACCGUGCCUAUGGAUCUAGUUCUUUUCCGUGAUGCUAUUUUGCAUAUCACACGUAUCGUACGUGUCAUCCGACAGCCACGUGGUAAUAUGUUGUUGAUCGGUAUUGGUGGCUCUGGUCGACAAUCGCUGGCAAAAUUAUCAUCGUUUAUAUGUAAUUAUGCAGUAUUUAAAAUAGAAAUCGCAAAAAAUUAUCGUCGAAUUGAGUUCCGAGAAGAUUUGAAACGUUUGUAUAAACAAGCAGGUCAAUCCAAUCGUGAGACGACAUUUAUAUUCGUUGAUACACAAGCUGUUGAAGAAACAUUUUUCGAAGAUAUAAAUAAUAUGUUAAGUUCAGGUGAAGUGCCGAAUCUUUUUCGACCUGAUGAACUUGAAGAAAUUAAAACGAAUAUGUCUGGCGAGUUGAAGAGAGAAGGAAUCGACGAAGAUAACAUUCAGGAAGUCUAUGCAUUCUUACUCGAUCGUGUCAAAGCAAAUCUACACGUUGUCGUUUGUAUGAGUCCAGUUGGUGAAGUUUUCCGAAAUCGUAUUCGUAUGUAUCCAUCACUUGUCAAUUGCACAACCAUCGAUCUGUUUGCUGAUUGGCCACAAGACGCUCUACUCGAAGUCGGCGAACGUUAUCUCGCACAAAUCGAUCUCAGCAGUGACGAUAAGUUCCGUCCAGCCAUUGCUCAGUUAUUUGCUACAAUACAUACUUCGGUUUAUCACUGUUCAGAAGAGAUGUGGAAUGAAAUGCGGCGACGAAAUUAUGUCACACCAAGUAAUUUCUUGGAACUGACCACUGGUUAUCGAAAACUUCUAUAUGAAAAACGAAAAGAAUUGUGUGAUGCGCGAGAUAAAUUGUCGAAUGGUUUAGGAAAAAUCGAGGAAGCAAAAGUUCAAGUCACACAAAUGUCCGUCGAACUCGAAAAGAAACGUGCUCUAGCUAAUGAAGCACAAAAGAAAUGUGAAGAAUCGUUAGGAGGUCUUGUCAAUGAACAACGCGAAGUCGAACAAAGCAAAGCAGCUGUUGAGAAACUCAAAGAACGUGUCAAAGUCGAUGAAGAGAAAGCAGAGUUGAUCGCCAAUGCUGCUCAAGAAGAUUUAGCAGCAGCUAUGCCUGCACUUGAUGCAGCCAAUGCGGCUCUAGCAGCGUUGAGUAAGAGUUCGAUUACUGAAGUUAAAAGUUACGGUCGACCGCCGCUACUCGUCGAAAAAGCACUUGAAGCUGUCAUGAUUCUGAGAAAUUCCGAGCCGAGCUGGGCAGAAGCGAAACGUCAAUUAGGUGAUACUAACUUCAUCAAUCAUUUGAUCAAUUUUGACAAAGACAAUAUUUCGGAUAAGAUCAUUAUGAAAAUAUCGAAAUAUACGCAAGAUCCUACAUUAGCUCCAGCUGAAAUCGCACGUGUAUCGACCGCUGCUGCUGGUCUCUUCGACUGGGUGCGAGCCAUGGAACAAUAUUCGAAAAUCUUCAAAACUGUCAAACCGAAACGAGAUCGAUAUGAAGCAGCUAUGGCUGAAUUAAAUGAAAAACGAGCACAAAUUGCCGACGCUGAACGACAGAUCCAAGAAGCUCAGAAACGUCUCGAUGAACUACGUGCUAACUAUGAAAAACAAAUGGCUGAAAAAGAACAGCUUCGUCGUGAUUGUGAACAUAUGCAGAUGAUGUUAGACAAAGCAUCUCGUUUAAUCAACGGUCUUGCCAGCGAAAAAGUUCGUUGGGAAGCAACUGUAGCCGAUCUUCAGCAACAGAUUGGCUAUGUCACUGGUGAUUGUCUAUUAGCUGCUGCUUUCCUAUCUUACAUGGGCCCAUUCUUGUCACAGUACCGCGAUCGUAUGAUGAACGAAAUCUGGGUGAAAGAAAUUCGAAAACUAACUAUACCAUGCAAUCCAGAUUUCAACUUCGCCAACUUCAUGUCGAUACCAACACAAGUACGAGAUUGGAAUAUUCAAGGUUUACCAUCAGAUACGUUUUCAACUGAAAAUGGUGUUAUUGUUACACGUGGUACACGUUGGCCAUUAAUGAUUGAUCCUCAAGCACAAGCUAUUAAAUGGAUUAAAAGUAUGGAAUUAUCGAAUAAUUUAUGUGUGUUUGACCUGCAAACUCAUGAUUACAUGCGCAUUGUUGAAACCUGCAUACGCACCGGCCGUCCAUGUCUUUGUCAAAAUGUCAAGGAAGAACUCGAUCCAUCACUUGAUCCUGUUUUGACUCGCGCAGUUAAACGUGUUGGCGGUGUCGAUAUAAUGAAAUUAGGUGAACGAGAAGUUGAAUAUCACAAAGAUUUUCGAUUCUAUAUGACGACAAAAUUACCAAAUCCACUCUAUGCUCCGGAAAUUUCCUCGAAAGCCAAUAUUAUUAACUUUGCCGUCAAAGAACAAGGUUUAGAAUCGCAAUUACUUGGUAUUGUCGUCCGAGAGGAAAAGCCCGAACUAGAAGCUGAUAAAGAUCGAUUGGUUCGUGGUAUUGCCAAGGGUAAAAAGAGUCUCCUGGAACUGGAAGAUCAAUUGUUACGAUUAUUGAACGAAACGAAAGGUUCACUACUAGAAAAUGACGAACUCUUAUCAACAUUAGAAAUAUCGAAACAGACUGCAAAGACUGUGCAAGAACAACUGAUUACAUCCGAAGCAACAGAAAAGGAUAUCGAUGCUGCUCGUGAAAGUUAUCGACCAUGCGCUGAGCGUGCAUCAAUUCUCUUCUUCGUUCUCAAUGAUUUGGGUAAAAUCGAUCCUAUGUAUCAGUUUUCCUUGGAUGCGUACAUCGAUCUAUUCAAUAUCUCCAUAAAAAAGAGUCAGAAAUCAAAUAAACUUGAAGAUCGUUUGAAUAAACUGAACGAUUUUCACACCUACGCUGUUUAUAAAUAUACUUGUCGUGGUCUAUUCGAAACACAUAAACUGCUCUUUUCAUUUCAAAUGUGCGUUAAAAUCCUUGAAGCUGCUGGUAAGAUAAAUAUGGACGAAUAUCAAUUUUUCUUACGAGGUGGCAUUGUUCUUGAUCGUGAAUCUCAAAUGGAUAAUCCCAAUCCUCAAUGGUUAGCCGAUUCAUCUUGGGAUAAUAUCACUGAAUUGGCUAAAUUAGCAAAUUUUCAUGGCAUUAUCGAAUCGUUCGAACAGUAUCCACGAGAUUGGCAUCAAUGGUUUCAAGCGAGCGAACCAGAAAAUACGGCUAUGCCAGGCGAAUGGGAUUCAGUGAAUGAAUUACAGAAGAUGUUAAUUGUCCGAAGUUUACGUUCAGAUCGUGUACCAUUCGUCGUACAGAAGUUUAUUGUGAACAAUCUAGGCUCGAAGUUCGUUGAACCACCUAUUCUUGAUUUGAAUGCCGUUUUCGAUGACUCUACACCGAAAUCACCGAUUAUCUUUGUUUUAUCGCCUGGCGUCGAUCCAUCUGGUAGUCUGACUACUCUCGCUGAAAAAAUGGACUUCAAGAAGAACUUCUUACCACUAUCACUCGGCCAAGGACAAGCACCUAUCGCUACACAACAUAUUGCCGAAGGUGUCCGUGCGGGUCGAUGGGUAUUUCUUGCCAACUGCCAUUUAUCGUUAUCGUGGAUGCCUGAUUUGGAAAAAAUCGUCGAAAAUCUUUCAGUUGAAAAAGUUCAUCCUCAAUUUCGAUUAUGGUUAUCAUCGUCGCCAUCUCCACAAUUUCCCAUUUCGAUUCUUCAAUCUGGUAUUAAAAUAACAACUGAACCGCCGAAAGGUAUCAAAUCCAACAUGAAACGUCUAUAUGGCCUCAUCGACGAACAGGAUUUCGCGGAGAAAAAUCGUCAACCUCAUCCGGAAAAAUACAAACGUCUUCUCUUCUGUCUCUGCUUCUUUCAUUCACUGUUAUUAGAACGAAAGAAAUUCCUUCAACUUGGCUUCAAUAUCAACUAUUCAUUCAAUGAUUCCGACUUCGAAACAUCAAACUUAAUUAUGGGUCAUCUCUUACGUGAUCACGACACGACACCGUGGAAAGCAAUGAAAUUCAUUAUCGCGAAAAUCAACUACGGCGGCCAUGUCACAGAUACACGUGAUAUGCGUGUUUUAAAUACAUACAUCGAAGAUCUAUUCAAAGACGAAAUUAUCGACCCACAAAUGCAAUACUAUAAACUAACAAAACUACCCAAUUACUAUGUACCACGUGAUGGAACAUUGAACGAGUAUAAGAACGCCGUGGCAACUGUUUUGCCUAACAUUGAUCAUCCAGAAGCAUUCGGUCAACAUACAAACGCUGAAGUGGCUUCGCAAAUUCGUGAAGCACGAAUGUUAUUUGAAACGUUAUUAUCUCUUCAACCGCAAGUCGUUGCAACUCAAGGUAAAAAAUCGACCGAAGAUGAAGUUAUGGAAAUGGCCACACGUGUAUUAGAACAAUUACCCGAAAAGAUCGAUUUUCAAAGCACAGUGAAAAUCCUGUCCGAGGACCAUUCACCACUGAAGGUCGUUCUAUUACAAGAAAUCGAGCGUUACAAUCUUCUCCUAGACAUCAUUCGACAAUCGUUGGUAUCUUUACAAAAAGGUAUCAAAGGUCUUGUGGUCAUGUCAUCCGAUCUCGAAGAAAUCUUUCGAUGCAUCCUCGAUGCACGCGUACCAACACAAUGGCAAAAAAUGUAUCCAUCAUUAAAACCUCUAGCUUCAUGGACACGUGAUCUUGCUCAGCGUGUUGAUCAACUAGCUAAAUGGGCGGAGAGUGCACAUGCACCGGCUGUUUUCUGGAUGUCAGGUUUCAGUUUUCCAACAGGUUUUCUCACUGCAGUCAUGCAAACAACAGCUCGUGCAACAAAGAUUAGUAUCGAUCGUUUGAUAUGGGAUUUCGAAGUGAUGAAAGUGGAAGAUAACUACUUACAAACACCAAAGGACGGUGUUUAUGUGAAAGGAUUAUUUCUCGAAGGUGCUGGAUGGGAUAAGAAAAACGCAUGUUUAAUUGAAGCUGAGCCAAUGCAAUUGGAAGUACCGAUGCCCACAAUUCUCUUUCGACCAACAGAAAACAAGAAGAAAUCUUUAGCAACAGAAGAAGAUCGAGAACGAAAGACAGAUGUUUAUUCAUGUCCAGUUUAUUACUUUCCAAACCGAGCGGGCGGUUUUGGUCAUCCAUCAUUUGUUGUUGAAGUCAAUCUUAAAACACCUCACUUUCCAAAUAGCCACUGGGUUAAACGUGGUACUGCCUUACUGAUGAAUUUAGAUAGAUAA